ACGGGUGGUUAAAAAAGGUGGUUCCCUCGCUGCGUCGGGCUGACAGCAGAGAGCUGUACAGUUAGCUAGUAGUAGGCUAUGUGCUGUAGGUUUCUCUGCAGGUCUACAUAGCGACACUUCACUCUGUGCGUGAUACGAUUGCGUGUGUGUAGGUGCGAGCCUCGGAGAAUCCAUCCCGCAUCAUCAUCAUAUUCCGCUCAGGUCACCUAGCGCUCGACUACCGGCAUUUUCCAUCUCCCGUCUCCGAAGAUGAUACCUGGCAAACGAAGGGCUGCAGUCAUGUUCUUCUCGGUGGCGAUUUUUGGAGCCCUGAUGCUGCAGUCCGUCUCUUCCCAGAACGAGCCGUCAAUCGCCGCCUCUGAAUCCAUCACAGUUUCUGUGGAAGGCGACUCAUACACACUGCAGUGCAACCUGACCAGCUCCCACAGUGCCCAACAGGAGAGCUACUGGAUGAAGAACGGGGAGGAGAUCCCGGAAACACGCAGCCCAAAUAAGAACACUGAGUACCUGCUGAAAAAAACAAAAGGAGAUUCUGCCGGAGUGUACAUGUGUGUCUUCACCUUCGCAAUGGCUCCUGCAGCAAACGCCACCAUCGAAGUUAAAGCUGCUCCUCAUAUUACAAGCCACAAACGUAGUGAGAAUAAGAACGAGGGCCAGCUUGCUGUGCUCUACUGUAAGUCUGUGGGCUACCCUUACCCUGUCUGGACAUGGCGCAAAUUGGACAACGGCAUUCCUAGGGAAAUUGACAACUCAACCGGACGCUUCUUUAUCAGCAGCAGAGACAACUACACUGAGCUCCACAUUGUCAACCUGGACAUUAAUUUAGAUCCAGGCGAGUACCACUGCAAUGCCACCAACAUGCUCGGCAGCCAUGACGAGAUGAUUGUGCUGAGGGUUCGCAGCCACUUGGCCCCCUUAUGGCCUCUUCUGGGGGUUUUGGCUGAGAUCAUCAUCCUGAUCGUCAUCAUCGUCGUUUAUGAGAAGCGUAAGAAGCCAGAUGAUUUACAAGACGAUGAUGACCAUGCAGGUCCAGUGAAAACUAAUUCAACCAAUAACCACAAAGACAAGAAUCUUCGCCAGAGGAAUACAAACUGAGCAGCCUGUCUGCUGAGUUCAUUCAUCAUUUCACAUGUAUUGACCAUAUGAAGGUAAACAAGAAGGGAAUCCAGUAUCUGUCAUUACAAGUAUGGUUGUGGAGGAGUUCAAUGAGGCAUGCCUUAUGAUUUUAUUGUGUGAAGGUGCGGAAAUGGAAUAUGAAUUAUUAACAUUAUAACCAUUGUUGCUGCAUGCAGUUGUUGACAUUUAUUUUUCCCUCUUAUUCACUAAUUUUAUAUUGUUACGACUUUUAAAAUAAUGCAUGCAAGAUGUUGACCUUCUGUUUGAUACAGAAACAAUUUUUUUUUGCUCUUUUCUCUGAGAGUGGCUUCAUUUAGAUAAUCAGUACUGUGUGUUCUAGAGGAAAAACAAAACUCGGCAAUGUAAAAGAAAAUGCCACUAUAAUCUGGUAUGACAGUUAUGUACAGUUUUAUCAUUCCACUGCAUACCAUUUUAUCAGAAACUAUCUAUUGCAUUUUAAGGGCUUCGCAAUGUCCCUCUAAAUUUGAUUAAAUGUUUAUUUUACUGUAUGUACUGUAUGUAUUAAAUCAUUAUAUCUAUGUAUCAGAUCUCCAUUAAUAUAAAGACUAUUCAAAUGAUAUGAUGCACUUAAAUGUUGAGGAUAACGAAAAACUGUCAAAACCUACAGUACUUUAGGAAACCUGUACUAAUCAUUCUAAUAUAUUGUUUUGUAAGUAUGUGUAUUGUACAGCAUGGCUAUUAUCCUAUGCAAUUAUUAUCCAUAUCAAUAUAUUGAAAAUCAUUGCAGCUUUUGAUUUCUCUGUGACAAAGCUUUAAACUAGUAGGAUCACCAUAGAGCGUUGAUGGCAUACUGCACAGCUGCAUGGAUUCUCUACAGCUGACGUGGGCGGUGGUGAAAGAAGCCCACGUCAGGACUGACAAGAUC
Perca flavescens (yellow perch) is the source of this 2002-nucleotide messenger RNA. RefSeq names its product neuroplastin a (gene nptna). Gene Ontology annotation, biological process: dendrite self-avoidance; axon guidance; homophilic cell-cell adhesion. The record is from RefSeq and is a predicted model, not a curated record. Gene Ontology annotation, cellular component: axon; plasma membrane. The transcript is spliced from 8 exons. Gene Ontology annotation, molecular function: cell-cell adhesion mediator activity. NCBI's taxonomy places the organism in Eukaryota, Metazoa, Chordata, Actinopteri, Perciformes, Percidae. Bases 250 to 1095 code for a protein of 281 amino acids.